Messenger RNA from Diprion similis, 1843 nucleotides. Its product is annotated as protein mab-21. The transcript has a single exon. The coding region runs from base 246 to 1343 and encodes 365 amino acids. NCBI's taxonomy places the organism in Eukaryota, Metazoa, Arthropoda, Insecta, Hymenoptera, Diprionidae. The record is from RefSeq and is a predicted model, not a curated record.
AGGUGGCAGCCGCAGUCCUCAUUCCGCUCCAGCGUCGAAGACGUGUCCGUAGCCGCCGACGAUCCACCGAUUUGAAGACCUCGCGCGUCUUCGUCGUCCGCCGCGACGUGGCCGUUUCGGCUCGCCGCCGAGGGUAGCGGGAUUGAUUGGAUAAGAGUUCGUUGUAGAAGCGUCGGUGCCAGGGUGCAGGAUGCGGUGAGAGAUUAGCGGUUCGAUCCCUUGAAGUGAAGAGCAACCGAUCUACGAUGCUGGUUCCGCCUGACAUGCUGGCGGCCCAGUCGAAGAUGGUGUACCAGAUAAACAAGUACUUCGGCGAGCGGGUCAUGACGCGUAAGAGCCAGGUGACCAAGACCAUCCAAGAGGUCUGCCGGGUCGUCCAGGACGUGCUGAAGGAGGUCGAGGUCCAGGAGCCGCGGUUCAUCUCCUCCUUGACGGACUACAACGGUCGCUUCGACGGUCUGGACGUCAUAUCGCCAACGGAGUUUGAGAUCGUUAUAUACCUGAACCAGAUGGGCGUCCUGAACUUCGUAGACGACGGCACGCUGCCGGGCUGCGCGGUCCUGAAGCUCAGCGACGGCCGGAAGCGCUCGAUGUCGCUUUGGGUCGAGUUCAUCACGGCCUCCGGCUAUCUAUCGGCCCGCAAAAUUCGCUCGCGAUUCCAGACCCUAGUAGCUCAGGCCUGCGACAAGUGCGCAUACAGGGACUCGGUGAAGAUGAUCGCCGACACGACCGAGGUCAAGCUCAGGAUCCGGGAACGAUACGUCGUCCAGAUCACCCCGGCUUUCAAGUGCGCCGGACUCUGGCCGCGGUCGGCAUCGCAUUGGCCGAUUCCCCACAUUCCUUGGCCUCAUCCCAACAUCGUCGCCGAGGUGAAGGCCGAGGGCUUCGACAUGCUGUCGAAGGAGUGCAUCGGACUGCAGGGAAAACAGUCCGCGAUGGAGGGUGACGCUUGGGCUCUGUCCUUCAUCGACGCGGAGAACCGGCUGCUGCAGGGCGCGAGCCGCAGGCGGUGUCUGAGUAUCCUUAAGACCCUCCGCGACCGGCACCUAGACUUGCCUGGCAACCCGGUGACCAGCUAUCACAUGAAGACGCUGCUCUUGUACGAGUGCGAGAAGCAUCCUCACGAGGCCGAGUGGGACGAGGCUUGCCUCGGUGACAGGAUAAACGGGAUAUUCCUCCAGCUAAUAUCGUGUCUUCAGUGCCGACGGUGUCCCCAUUAUUUCCUACCCAACCUGGACCUCUUCAAGGGUAAAUCGCCCAGUGGACUUGAAAACGCUGCUAAACAAGUGUGGAGACUUACGAGAGAGUUGCUAACAAAUAGCCGUGCCCUAGAAAAGUUGUAGUAGAAUUUAACGAAGGGAAACGGGAAACGAAACGGAAAUUUAUCUGAACAGUGUCACCGUCUUAGUUCUCGUCGUUCUCGUUGUUCUUGUCGUUCUCGUCGUUCGUCUUCGCGUAUGCGUUAUACAUUACAUUAUUACAUAAUAAUAGGGAUCCCGGCAAUAUUAGGUAUAUGUGAUUCAACUGUGUUUCCGUGUCUAACAUUAUCGUGCCAUAUAAUAAUAUAACGAGUCGUGCAAAUGACGCUCUAAUUUCCUUCCUCCAUUUUCGUUCACGUUCAAAAUUGAUAUAACGUACACUUACAUGUUCGCACAGACUGCAGUGUGAAAAAUAAUUCAAACAAGCUUUGUCUAAGUGAGUGUCAACGGCAAAAAAAACUCUUGUGUGUUUAUCAGUUGUGUAGAAAUCGAGAGAAAGGGUCGUUCUCCGCGCCAAGUAUAUACAAUAUAAAAGAAACAGGAAGGAAAAAAACACGAACAGUGUAUAUAUAUGCAUGUUAGUA